ACGUUGCAUGCAAUUCAACAUUUUAUUCAACUGCGAAAUUAUCCCUUCUCCACGAUAGCUUUCGAUCAAACGGUUGUGGAUCGUCUAGCACUGCCUCAAUCUGCUUAUUUCGGUUGCCAAUCUUGCUUGUAUGCGAUUUUGAGUGAUCCAGGGACUUGGUUGUAACUACUUCAUCGAGAUGGUUGCAAUACUCGGUCACCUGACCCGUGUCAUCGCGGGAGUUCAAGUCCCCAACAGCCCUAUUGUCAAUGCAUCCAUUGAGCUCGCAUACAACAACCAACCAAGCCACACCUAUAACCAUGCCAUGAGAACCUGGCUCAAUGGGCAAGCCAUUAUCAAUAGACUGCCCGCCGGAAAUCGCUCCAUGGUCGACCAGGAAGCAUUUGCUGUAGCGGCGAUAUUGCACGACAUAGGAUGGCACCAAGACCCCCAUUUUUCGACUUUGGAAAAACGAUUUGAAGUCGAUGGGGCCGAUGUUGCACGUGCAUUCAUUCAACAAGAAGGCGGCAAUAGCUGGAACAAGGAACGUCAGCGCAUUGUGUGGGAUGCUAUCGCACUCCACGGUAUCAUCAAUAUAGCACGGUACAAAGACUUUGAGGUCAUGCUGGUAGGCGCGGGCACACUCCUCGAAUGGAACGGAAUAGAAUCUGCAAAGGCUGUAUACGGAGAUCUCAUCACAAUCACUCCUGAAGAGUGGGAAACUAUAGCGCUGGAGUUUCCACGAGCUGGUUCGUUGACCUUCUUUCGAGAAUUGAUGAUCGAUCUCUGUCGUAAAAAGCCAGCGACCACUUAUGAUAAUUUCGUCGGAGACUGGGGCGAGAAAUAUCUAGCCGAUUAUUCGAGGGUUGGUCAUCGUAACAUUGACAUAGCCGAGAACUCAACGGAAGAGAUCAAGCCGCAGUGA
This is a messenger RNA of Periconia digitata, 904 nucleotides long. The record is from the annotation of a GenBank genome assembly. Lineage: Eukaryota; Fungi; Ascomycota; Dothideomycetes; Pleosporales; Periconiaceae.